Messenger RNA from Cuscuta europaea, 1966 nucleotides. Lineage: Eukaryota; Viridiplantae; Streptophyta; Magnoliopsida; Solanales; Convolvulaceae. The record is from the annotation of a GenBank genome assembly.
GAAAAAUUCGAAUAAAUACAUGAGUCAAUGACAUUUCCAUAUAGCAACCUUGUCACUUAAGCUUCUUAGUAGUCACCAUUAGUUCAGUGUUCCCUUCCGUCACGACUCGCGAGAUCUCAGUCCGUCGGUCGGUGCUUCGCAGAUCCGCCGAUUUGGACUCAACUCCGGCAAUGCCGCGGCUUUCGUCGUCGAUACCUUCCAAGGCUAAUUCCGUGGUUAUGCUACUCUGCACCUUUCUGCUUCGGUGUACGGAAGCUUCAGUUCAUGACUACUCAGGGGAGAAAUUCGCGAGCAAAGGCAAUGCAUUUGUGGUCCAUGGAGGUAGCGAAGGAAUUUACUCUUACAAUCAGAACCGCAACGAGUCGUCUUCUCUCUCUUCUAACGGCAAUGCUUUCAUUCGCUUUGAGAAGAUAAUAUUCCGUAGGCCAAGGGAGUUUUCAAAUUUCAGCUCAGGGUCUAUUCAUGUAGUUCUUUUUGAGGUGGACGAGAGAGAACUGAUUGGUGGCUCAGCCUAUGGGGGGCAAAGAGCUGUUUGUUGCACGACUGAUCUUGCCAAACUUGGAGUAUGUAAGCAAGGAGAAAUCAUUCACCGUCCAUCCACAAAACAUUCUGGCUGGCCUCAAGUCUUCAGUGCCUCAUUUGAUGUUGAUGAGGUUGAUUCAAUACUGCAGCCAAGAGAAAUACAGAUAACAAAAACAGGGAUGUAUAAUUUGUAUUUCAUUCACUGUGAUCUGAAUCUUAAGGAAGUUGUUGUCGAAGGAAAAACUAUAUGGAAAAAUCCCACUGGUUACCUGCCUGGUAGAAUGGCGCCACUCAUGAACUUUUACGGGCUCAUGUCUCUUGCAUUUGUGUUGCUUGGAGUCUUUUGGUUCUCACAGUAUGCUAGAUUCUGGAGGGAAGUUUUAACUUUACAAAACUGUAUUACUCUAGUAAUAACUUUGGGGAUGCUUGAGAUGGCUUUAUGGUAUUUUGAUUUUGUCGAGUUUAAUGAAACGGGAGUCAGACCAACUGGAAUCACUGUGUGGGCUGUCACCUUUGGCACCGUGAAGCGCACUGUUUCGCGUAUAAUCAUUUUAAUGGUUUCUAUGGGCUAUGGUGUUGUUAGACCUACCCUAGGGGGUAUUACAUCUAAAGUACUUAUGCUUGGUGGGACUUUCUUUAUAGCAUCUGAGGUACUUGAGAUAGUAGAAAAUGUCGGAGCUGUAAGUGAUCUAUCAGGAAAGGCAAGAUUGUUUUUUGUACUUCCUGUUGCAAUUUUGGAUGCUUUCUUUAUUCUUUGGAUAUUCAGUGCCCUCUCUGCAACACUAAACAAGCUUCAGGCUAGACGUUUGAUGGCAAAGUUAGACAUAUACCGGAGGUUCACAAAUGCUUUGGGAAUAGCUGUCAUUGUCUCUGUUGGUUGGAUAUGCUAUGAGCUUUACUUUAAAUCAACCGACAUAUACAAUGAGCGAUGGCAAAAUGCAUGGAUCAUCCCUGCUUUUUGGCAAGUUUUGUCUUUCUCUCUUCUCUGUGUCAUUUGUGCUCUUUGGGCGCCAUCACAGAGCUCAAUGAGAUAUGCUUACUCAGCAGAUGCUAAUGAAGACUUUGACAAGGAUGAAAAUACUCUAACUCUCAUAAAGCCUUCACCCUUUCCCUCAAUGGAAGUACAAACACCUUCCAAAACUAAACCGGCAACGGGAGGUGGGAAUGGCGAUUUGGAAGAAGACAAGACUGAGUAAAGUGAAACACGCGAGUUUUGUAUAGUAGGACACCCGGAGUUUAAUAUGUUAAAUCAUGUUUUGCUGAUAUCUAUCAAGGAUAUCUCUUGUUUGUUGUAACCUUAUUUAGCUCAAAUUUUCUUCUUUUCACACAUUGUAAUGUAAUACUACAAGUUUACUACUAACAGUUUGUGGAGUCACACUGUCACAGUAAAGAUAAGUUAGUUACAUUUUAUUGCAAAUUUACAAUUCCCCGCCAUUGUUACUUC